AUGCCAGCGAAUCAGAUGGCCAGCAGCCCUCUGGCUCCAGCAGCGCCGCCGCGAGUGGUGGUCACUGCUGCAAGCUGCAUACUUGGUGUGGGUCUCUCCUGCCAAGGGCUAAAUCCCAACUGUGGCAGGUGGAGGCCUUUAAGGGCCUCCAUUAGGCCGCCAGUGGGCGGGCUUCCUGUUUCCCUGGUCACUGUGAAAUGUUUUGACAGUGCCCAACACAAGUACUUCCUUAUUGGAGAGCAAUGGAUCCAGAUUGUUGAAGACCAGGUUGAAAAUUGCGUGUGUUCUGACCGUGGGCCUGAGUGUCAUCGCGUUCAACAUGAAGACUGCAAAGUUAACCAAUGUCUCCAGGGCGGCGAGUGUCGAGCCAUCCAGGACACAGGCGAGGUCGUUUGCUGGUGCAGUGAUGGUUUUGUGGGGAAGUACUGCGAUAUAGAUACGAAGGCCACCUGUUAUGAAGGUAAUGGGAUGUCUUAUAAAGGUACCAAGGAUGAGAGUUCCUCUGGUAUCGAAUGCAUGCCUUGGAAUGAGGACUUCUUGCGAGAUAGGUUAAACGUCAGUAGCUUGGAAGAAGCUCUCCAGCUGGGCCUGGGCAAUCACUCCUAUUGCAGAAACCCAGAUGGUGAUGAAAAACCCUGGUGUUACAUAAUGUUAGACUACCAUGUGUCCUGGGAGCACUGCAAUGUCGCAAAGUGUGGUACAGUAAAUGUAUGGUCGAGGAAAGUUACUCCUAUUGCAAGGUUUACGUCAUUGACAGUUCCUCAAAAAUCGCCCUCGUGCGGGAAACGUGCCAAAAAGGGCCCAAGACCAAGGAUUGUUGGGGGGUCCUCAGCCAUGCCUGGCUCUCAGCCCUGGCUAGCGGCCAUAUACAUUGGGAGGAACUUCUGUGCUGGAUCUCUAAUAUUUUCUUGUUGGGUUGUCUCUGCUGCCCAUUGCUUCACUAAUAGUCCACUGAGUUCAUCCAUCAGAGUUGUGUUCGGCCAGCAUUAUUUUAAUAAAACGAGCAAGCAUACUCAGGAAUUUGAAAUCGAGAAAUACAUUGUACACAACAAGUACACUACAUUUGACGAAACCAGGCACGACAUAGUCCUUCUAAAGUUGAAGAAGAAAAUGAAACACUGUGCAGUCAAGACUCGAUUUGUUCGGCCACUCUGUUUACCGGCUGCAAGUGAUUUCUUCCCAGCUGAGACCGAGUGCCAAAUCUCUGGGUGGGGACACAUCCACGAAAAUAUGACUGAACAUUCGAGCACUUUGCAGGAAGCCUCUGUCCCCAUUGUAUCCCAGGCAUUGUGCAGCAGCAAUCUUCUCUACGGUAGUGAAGUGACGCCAAAUAUGGUCUGUGCUGGAGAUCUCCUAAAGGGUGUCGAUGCCUGCCAGGGGGACUCUGGAGGUCCGCUGGUGUGCUACAAGGAUGACACUGCGUACCUGUAUGGAAUUAUCAGCUGGGGAGAUGGCUGCGCUAAGGUUAACAGGCCGGGAGUGUACACAAGGGUCAGCAAUUACGUGGAAUGGAUCUACAAGAAUAUCAAACGUAGGCCCAAAUACGGCAGGAAAUGCUAACCUUGAAGGAUGGGAGUUCUUGCUUCACCAAAACGAUGAAUCCAAUCACUACCUUCCUUUUUGUGCGUGUGGAAACAGUGACUUUGGAAGAACCCCCAUUGUUCUGUUUUAAUUAUU
Molecule: messenger RNA, 1677 nt
Organism: Carcharodon carcharias (great white shark)
Lineage: Eukaryota; Metazoa; Chordata; Chondrichthyes; Lamniformes; Lamnidae
Product: hepatocyte growth factor activator-like
Exons: 10
Coding region: 1-1560 (519 amino acids)
Biological process (GO): zymogen activation; blood coagulation
Molecular function (GO): serine-type endopeptidase activity
Source: RefSeq, a predicted model, not a curated record